UGGAUUCUGACGAAACAAUUUAAUAAAACAAAUAAGAAACAAGGAGAACAAAUCGAGGUAUCAAGUUUACCACUCUUAUGCGAGGUCAAAUUAGCACGAGAUAAGAUGCGACUCGCCAAGAUCAACUUAGUUUUCUGUCGACUAGGAACAUGGCAGCCCUCACGAGAAGAUUUCUAUCGAAAUACAAUGGAUUUUCUUGUACAAGUUUGAGACAAAUUUCACUAUCAUCUACUGGCAGAGAUAAAGUUAACAACGCCUUCAACUGGGAAGAUCCAUUCAAUCUCGAGUCUCAACUGACAUACGAGGAGGUAUUGAUCAGAGAUCAGUUACGAACCUAUUGUGGCGAGAAACUUUUGCCUCGAGUAAUCGAAGCGAAUCGCAAUGAAAUCUUCCACAAAGAGAUAAUGAGGGAAAUGGGCGAGUUGGGCAUCCUAUGCUGUACCAUAAAGGGUUAUGGGGCCGCUGGUGUCUCCUCCGUGGCGUAUGGGCUUAUUGCAAGGGAAAUCGAGUACGUGGACAGCGGAUACAGAUCCGCUCUGUCGGUACAAACGUCUUUGGUUGCCGGUGCGAUUGACGCUCAUGGAAGCGAUGCACAAAAAGAAAAAUUCUUACCGAAAUUAAUAUCGGGCGAGUAUAUCGGCUGCUUCGGAUUAACAGAGCCCGACCACGGAAGCGAUCCCUCUUCCAUCGAGACCAAGGCGAUUUACGAUUCCAAAAAAAAAGUUUACAAAUUGUCUGGAAUCAAGAUAUGGAUCACGAAUGCUCCGAUCGCCAAUAUAAUGAUAAUCUGGGCGAAAUGCUUGGAGGACAACGAGAUGCGAGGAUUCAUCGUAGAGAGGAAGGAGAACGAGAAUCGACUGAUCACCCCUGUGAUCAAGGGUAAAUUCUCUCUGAGGUGUUCCAUCACAGGUAUGAUCCUCAUGGACAACUUGGAGGUGCCGGAGGAGAAUAUGCUCCCGAACGUGAAAGGUCUCAAAGGACCGUUCGUCUGUCUGAACAACGCCAGAUACGGAAUCGCUUGGGGCGCUUUGGGUGCAGCCGAGGCCUGUUUACACAUAUCCAGAGCGUACAGUCUGCACAGGAAACAGUUCAAAAGGCCAUUGGCCGCUAAUCAAUUGAUACAGAAGAAGCUGGUCGAAAUGAUGUGCGACAUUUCGUUUGGCCUUCAAGCUUGUCUGAGGGUGGGCAGGCUGAAGGACGAGAACAAAGCCACCCCAGAGAUGAUCUCGAUGAUAAAGAAGAAUUCUGCCAUGAAAGCAUUGGAAAUCGCUAGGAACGCUAGGGAUAUGUUGGGUGGCAAUGGAAUAUCCGAUGAGUAUCAUGUUAUCAGGCACAUGAUGAAUCUGGAAAGUGUUGUCACUUAUGAAGGUACGGAUAAUAUCCACACUUUGAUACUCGGCAGAGCGAUUACCGGCCUGUCGGCCUUCGGUAAAGAAAUGUAAAGAGAUUGUUCAUCGUACAAUUAUAUUAUAUAUCUAUUUUUAUACGAACUUAUUUUAUAUGUAGAUUGUACAUUUAUAUAUAGUUUUGAUAAAUCGAAUUGAAAAAAAAAGAAAAAAU
This is a messenger RNA of Apis laboriosa (Himalayan honeybee), 1560 nucleotides long. Its product is annotated as glutaryl-CoA dehydrogenase, mitochondrial. The transcript is spliced from 8 exons. Gene Ontology annotation, molecular function: glutaryl-CoA dehydrogenase activity; fatty-acyl-CoA binding; flavin adenine dinucleotide binding. The record is from RefSeq and is a predicted model, not a curated record. Bases 150 to 1442 code for a protein of 430 amino acids. Gene Ontology annotation, cellular component: mitochondrial inner membrane. NCBI's taxonomy places the organism in Eukaryota, Metazoa, Arthropoda, Insecta, Hymenoptera, Apidae. Gene Ontology annotation, biological process: fatty acid beta-oxidation using acyl-CoA dehydrogenase; fatty-acyl-CoA biosynthetic process.